Striga hermonthica is the source of this 315-nucleotide messenger RNA. The record is from the annotation of a GenBank genome assembly. Lineage: Eukaryota; Viridiplantae; Streptophyta; Magnoliopsida; Lamiales; Orobanchaceae.
AUGGCGAUCAAGAAGUCGAACAAGCUAACACAAACCGCGAUUUUGAAACAAAUCGUGAGAAGGUGUUCGAGUUUGGGCAAGAGAAACGGGUACGAUGAAGAUGGGCUCCCGGUAGACGUUCCGAAAGGGCAUUUCGCGGUGUAUGUGGGCCAAAACCGAGCCCGGUACAUUGUACCCAUCUCGUUCUUGGGACGCCCCGAAUUCCAGGGCCUUCUCAGGCAGGCCGAGGAGGAAUUUGGGUUUGAUCACGACAUGGGUUUGACCAUCCCUUGUGAGGAGGUUGACUUUCUUUAUCUAACUUCCAUGCUGAGGUGA